UGCUAUGCAAGUUGUCUGGUUAUGUAUCCUGGACAUUUCUGGGCUAUACUUUGUUAGAAUCAUCAGUAAGGUGCUGAUCUUUAUUAACUAUUUAAAAAUACUUGUAAUAAGGAUGUAAAUUGAAGGAGUAUGCACCUGCGAUUCAAGAUUAUAAUAAUUUUUUGGCAAAGGCAAUUGCAGGAGGGACUAGUCAGUUUGUUAAAGGGAUCUUCAAAUGCAGCAAUGCUUACACCAACCAGAUCUGGAUUUCAGUUUCCUUGAGAUGAAUCCCUUUACCUUGGUGAAUGGAGAGCCAUACCCAUUGGAUAUGAGGGCAGAGUUGGAUGACACUGCUGCCUUUAAGAACUUUAAGAAGUGGGGUGUCAUAGAGUUUCCUCUUCCCUUUGGAAGAGUUCUGAGUCCUACAGAAAGCUUCAUUCACUCAUUGGAUGAAAAGGUAAUUGGUGCUUCUGGAGCUGUGAAGCAUGAGGACCUUGUUGAGCAAGUGAAGAAGUUGUUUACCAAAUUGUCAUCGGAUCCAACCACAACUUCUGAAUUAGUUGCCAAAGGGCCAGCAAUUUUUUCAGAUUUUUUGUGUUAAAAUCCUUUGGUUUUUUAUUUUUUCUUAUUUUUUCUUUUUUUCCUUGGAUCUGACAGUGGGUGUUUUGGUUCACUUCU
This is a messenger RNA of Camellia sinensis, 657 nucleotides long. Lineage: Eukaryota; Viridiplantae; Streptophyta; Magnoliopsida; Ericales; Theaceae. The record is from RefSeq and is a predicted model, not a curated record.